Messenger RNA from Melopsittacus undulatus (budgerigar), 5961 nucleotides. RefSeq names its product HYDIN axonemal central pair apparatus protein (gene HYDIN). The record is from RefSeq and is a predicted model, not a curated record. Gene Ontology annotation, cellular component: axoneme. The transcript has 15 exons. NCBI's taxonomy places the organism in Eukaryota, Metazoa, Chordata, Aves, Psittaciformes, Psittaculidae. Gene Ontology annotation, biological process: cilium movement; axonemal central apparatus assembly. The coding region runs from base 1837 to 3009 and encodes 390 amino acids.
UAUCUUGUCUUAUCUGUAGGCUGCAGGGAGCAGCUCAGUGACGUUAGCUGAAUUUUAGAGGAGUUAAGGUUAACCAUGGAUGGAGUUUAACCAUCUUUGGGUCUUGGAGAGCCAGGUCUAUGUGAGGGAUAACAAGCUCCUGCUACGAGCAGUGACACUCUUCUUGUAGAUACAGCAUGGGGUGGGAUGUAGGAGAUGCAGUGUCUCAUUUGUGCUCAGUUUCUCUGAGACUCCUGAGAACUGAGGCCUGGACUUGGUUGGAUCUUCUUCUGGUAAUUUGAAAGUAUGAAGAUACUUUCUUUCCCAGGCAUCCCCUGGAGCUUCUCACUCCCAGGAGAUUCCCAGCCAUCUGAGGGCAGGAGGAAGGAAUAGGAAGAUGAUGGGAUGGAAGGGAGUGAUGCAUGGUGCCAGGGAUUCCCCUUAACUUGCAGCUUUUCUGUUGUGGCAACAUUUCUGUCAAAAGCAAAGAAAAAAUAAAGUCUGUGCUUCUCCCACACUAGGCAAUGAACCUGCCCAAGCACUAGCAGAGACCUGCAGCAGCCCUGGCACAGUAGUGCUGAUGCAGGACCCAGUGGAGCAAUCCAGUUCUGAGGCUGGUAGUGCCUUGUCUUUCCUCAUCUCUCUGAAGUUUCCGGUCCAGCACGUAAACACUGCAGGCCCAGUGCUUCUCCAUUAGUCAGUAGCAAUGUUCUCUCCUGUUGUAAUGGGAACAGGUCAGGCCCCCAAUUGCAGCAGUAUCUCCUUGAUGAGCAGAAACUGCAGCAAUCUCAUCAGCUGCCACCGUGAGCAAAGUUCAGCUUGUUCAUGGCUCCUGUUCUCAGUAUUUUUGUGUGUUGCAUUCUCUGAUUGUGUUAAAACUCUCCAGAACAUACUGUUAAGGUGACAGAAGGACCACUAGCACACCACUAAUCCAGAUAAUUUUUGUUUUCCAAGCGGGCCUGGACAAGAGCCAGAAAGCUCAGCUGUUGUUGGGCAGAAGCAUGUUUAGUCUGACUUAAGGGUAAGCAUUGAAACACUGAGUUUUGUGCUUAUCAGCCGACAGCUAUUCACCUGGUGACAAAACACAAUUGCUCAUAAUAAAUCCAAAGUACAUCAAACCAUUUUCAUCAUUAUUUCCCAGACAUUGCACAGAAUUUGUCUGGUGGGCCAAGCAAACAGAUAUUGAGCUUGGAUUACAACCCAAAACCUCAGCUUGCAUUGCUUGUGGAUACAUGGAAAACCUCCUGUUGGGAUGGCCUUGAGAUGGUUCUGCUAAUGGUGCUUCAUUUAAUUGGGAAUUUAAUGAUUCAGGCUGUAAAUGGGGUACUCCUGUUGUGUACUGUUUCCUUGUCAUUACUCUGGUCCACACUUGCACUCAUUGAGAUCGCUCUGACUGUUCCUUUCCUUAGAGCAGCUUUCAUUGACAUGCUGAUAAAAGGUGCCCUUUCUUGGGCUCAACCAGGAUGUUUUCCAGGUGAAAAAUAAGAAUUAUGCAAAUUAAACCAUAAUUGUGCUCUGGUCUUCAAGAAGAACUUUUGUUCUCCCAGUCUGAUUUUUAGGCUAUAAUCUCACUGGGUCAGAUAUAUCCUUGAUGUUUGCAUCUCUUGAGGUGAGGUUUAUAGGUGGCAGAAAAAGACAGAUUCCUGAGGAGGUCAAGCUGUGCAUGCAUACUUCUUAUCCCUUCUGAGCUCUUUCAGACCCAUUCUCUGAUGAUGCUGCUGGCAGUUGGAAUCUGGAACCUCACUGCAGAGAACUGAGUGCAGAGUAUGGGGGAGCUGAGGUCAUGUUAUACCAUGGGAUCUUCUGAGCCCUUUCUCUGUGGAUCCCUCCAUUGGGACUCUUGGGAUUGGAGAAGCAAUGGAAGUCACAUUGCAAGUUCACCCAACAAAGACCAGUGUUUAUUCCAGUCCCCUCAUCAUUCACUGUGACACAGGUGAAAAUGUUCACAAAAGCCUUUGUGGAACAGCUGUAAAUGCCGACAUCAAGCUUGACAAGAGCUCCUUGACAAUUGAGAAGACUUCCCUCAUGCUGUCAAAGCAAAGAUCCCUGGUCAUCCACAAUCAGAGUGGCAUCACGGCCCACUUCCAGUGGAAGUGUUUUGUUGACCAGGAAGAGGAGGAGCAUCAGAAGCUGAGGCUGCAGAGGCAGGAAGAGGACAAGCUGGUUGAUGUUCCUAAGGAGCACGGGGUGGUCCCCCCUCUCGGAGAACACCCUUCCCUUGGCAUCUGCACCUCCCAGAACCAGGGGACAGAGGUGCAGGGAGACUCCGUGCCUUUCUGCAGUGAUAUUUUCAGCAUUGCGCCCAUGGUGCUCCUGCUCAACAGAGGAGUUAUUGAGACUCCCUUCGGCAUGGUCUAUCCCGAGAGAGCUCUGGACUCCUGCUUCGUCUUUGCCCCCCGGGAGGGCAUGCUUUUGCCUUUCCAACAUCAGAUCAUCUGGAUCUCCUUCAAUGCCACUGUCCUGGGGCAGUUCACAGAGGAAUUCCAGUUCAGUGUGAAGGGAUCCCCUGAGCCGCUGAUGCUGACUGUGAGUGGCUGUGUCAUCGGGCCAGAGUUUCAUUUUGAUGUGUCAUCCUUCUGCUUCGGCGACAUCUCCUUUGGCUUUCCUCGCACCCUGUGCUGCUGCCUCACUAACACUUCCUCGGUGCCCUUCAACUUCAACCUUCGCAUUCCUGGGGACGGCUCGGGAGCACUCAGCGUGACCAGUUUUGCUCAGGUGUCAGAGCGCAGUGGUCUGUCGUGGAGAAGGAGAGCCCGAGGUGCCAAGAAGCCAGCUGAAUUUACUAUCAGGCCCUUCACAGGGACCGUCUGCUCCAAGGAACACUUGGAUAUCCAGGUCACCCUGUGCUCCAAUACCAUGAAGAGAUACAAGCUGGCCCUGGUAGUAGAUGUGGAUGGUGUUGGCAGAGUUAUCACUGCUCGUCAGAGCCAGAUGUGUAGUUCUCCUGCUGCGAGUGCUCCAGCUGGCUGUGACAUUUGGACGCUGCUCUCUCAAAGUCCCUUAUCAGCAGAUGCUGACCCUUCUGAAUGACAGCACACUUCCAGGCUGCUACUGGGCUCUUCCUCAGGAGAACAAGGAGGCUGCUGCUGCGUGGUACUCCAGCCCUGAGCCCCGUGGGAUUCCCCAGCCUCACAGCUCGGUGGAGAUCCCGUUCACACUGGAAGUCCAGGUGACGGGAAAGCAGGACACUGUCACUCAUGUUGCGGUGUUUGGGAGUAAAGAAUGCCCACUGAAAAUCCAUCUAUUGAGCACUGGAGAAGGACCAGUUGUCCACGUGCACCCAAGUGAGCUAAAUUUUGGCAGCAUCCAAGUUCUACAGGAUGCUUCCUGAACCCUCCACCUCUCCAAUCAGUCUGUCAUCCCUGCAUCCUUCUCGGCAAAGAUGAGAAGGCUCUGAAGAUCAAGUUCCUGGAGCAUCCUCAUGAAGAGCAGGUCACUGUUUGGGGAGAAGUCUACUUCCCGAAUCUUCAGAUCCAGACCACGGCCCUGGACUUUGGGUGCAUCUUGAAUGACACCAAGGAUGUGCGUUACAUGGAGAUGACCAACUGCAGGCAACUGGUUGUCCAGUACCACUGGUCAUUCCUGAAGGACAGCCAGGUGAACCCAGUGAGGUUUACUCAGUGGAGUCUGACCAGCAGCACCUUGCUGAGGAGCAGCUCCUACGGACACCGAAAGAUGACAACAGCCACAACAGCCUGUUGCUGCCUCCGUGUGCCCUGGGUGAGAAACUGACUGGUGAGGCCCAAUGAAGGGGCAUAAGAAUGAAGGGGAGAUGAAAUCUAAAGGCCAAAACUCCAGGUUGACGUUGUGGAUCCACCAGGAAAGGUGGUGAAGCUAGGAAACAUCUGCAUUGGGCAGAUGGUGAAGAAGAUGGUCAUCAUAGCCAACAGGAGUGCAGCCCCUCUCGCCUUUAGGCUGAGGGUCACAUCCACCGUGCCAGAGUUGCAGGAAGCUGGGGUGCUUCAGAGACUGCCAGGAGUGAUGAAGAUUGUUGGAAGAAGUAAACGACCUUCAGAGACCACCACCACGUUUUUGUACGCACGGGGGGAAACUUUCUAGUAGAAUGAGGUAAUACAUAAGUAGCCUCAUGAAUAUGCAUGAAUGCACGUAAUGAAUAUGCAUGAUUAGUGACUAUAUAAGGACCGUUUGUUUAGCAGUUUGGAGAGACACGCUAGGAGGGGCUCUCCCCCGUGUCUCCCGGCAUCACAGUAAAGAAUUCCUGCUUGUCAACUUCAACUUUGUUGGUGAGCUCCUGGAGAAUUCUCCGAAUCAACACCAGCCCACAGCAAACACAAUGCAGUGAGCCCCCUAGUGGAGCCCGCCUAUAGUUUUAUUGGUGUGCUUUACCCGCCUACGGAUAGAGGGCACCCGUGUCUAAGAAUCCUGACUGAUAAGCGGUUCGAGAUCAUCGAGUUCGGACGAAGCGCAAACGAGGCACGGUAACGGGUACCCAAACUCGUGUCGUUUUAUUACACUGCUGAGGGCUAUUAUGUAACGUAUGGGAAAGAAGAGGGAAGAAGAGAGAGAAGGGAAAAGAGGUUAAAAGUAAAAAUAGUAGCACCCUGGAUGCCGCGGCUUCCCAUGGACCUGCUGACGGUGCUCAGCAGGCGGCGGUGGGUGCACACACGGCUGCUUCAGUGACACGAGUUUCUCGUUUAGCGGAGUCACUCAGCUUGAGCCAUCUUGGGGCAACCGCUUUCUCGGUGACGUCAGCGUGACUGGGCGUGGCCGGGAACUUCUGUCCUUUGAGCCUGCUGUUGCUCGCCGGGUACCUGCAGCCGGCGCCGCCCGCAGCCAAUCAGCAUCCGUGGUGCAGGAGCCGAAGGACGACGAGGCAGGAGGGAAGGGGGCAUGCGUGGUGACGUUAAGGCGCACUCGCUCUCGUAAUACGGGGUCUGCGGCCAGGACAGCCGUUGGGCGGUCGGCCAUUUUGGACAGAAGGUUUGCUGAUGUGAAAUACGAGCUCACUCCUCUAAACAAGAUAACAGGGUUUAUUGAGGGACAGGCAAUAAAGCAAAAGCAGCAGCACUGGGUGUAUGACUGUAGCCAGAGGCACAAGUGAUUAGGAUUUGUUACAGGUUUAUAUACUUUCGCUAUUGCAUUAGUCAUAUUCAUAAUUCCCACGUAUAGGCGGGGAAUAUUAUAACUAGCUCCAGGAACUUACUAUCAUCAGUCUUCUCCUCUUGGCGUCUGCACGCUGCUCUCUGGUGAUCGUGGGCAGGGGUCUUGAGGAUGCAGUAAGCAGUCUUCCUCAUGGGAGCAGGAGUCUUCAAGAUGAAGUAAGCAGUCUUCCUCGCAUUGUGCUUUUCACCUUUGGCACAGUUGGAUGCCGCAGUAAUCACACAGCUAACUAAAACCAGCCAUAUCUGUAAUUAGUCUGGUAGCUGGCAAAGAUUUAAAACAGUGUGACCUUUCUGCAAAAUGGGCAGACGAGUAUCCCAAGCUAGAGGAUGCUCGGGAAGCUCUGUCUCUAACUCUUAAGUAGAAUGGUGUGAAAUAAUUCAUGUUCAGUGGCUUUGUAAUGGAAAAUAACCGAGGUGCUUGAAGGUAGUUGUCAUAGUUUUGGGUGCGUAGGACCUUAGUAUACAAGGUGUAAGAAAAACAGGAUAGAAAAACAGGACCUGAGGAUAGGGAGUAUCUGGGACUAAUAGAUGUCCAGGGUGGGAGCAGUUAAACUAACUGAUAGUAGAAGGACAGGAUGAUUGCUAUGUCCGUAAUGUUAUUUAAGCUGGUGCUUCAAAGACUGCCAGAAGUGAUGAAGAUCCUUGGAAGAAGUAAAUGACCCUCAGAGGCCACCAUCACAUUUUUGUACGCAUGUAGGAAACUUUCUGGAAAAUGAUGUCAUUCAUAUGUAACCUCAUGAAUAUGUAUGUAUGCCCAGUGACUACGUAAGGAUUGCCUAUGUAGCAAUACAGUGAUACACAUUAGGAGGAGCUAUCCCCUGUGUCUCCCAGCACCGCAGUAAAGAAUUCCUGCUUGUCA